Astyanax mexicanus (Mexican tetra) is the source of this 3028-nucleotide messenger RNA. RefSeq names its product cyclin D binding myb-like transcription factor 1 (gene dmtf1). Gene Ontology annotation, cellular component: nucleus. The transcript has 17 exons. Gene Ontology annotation, molecular function: RNA polymerase II cis-regulatory region sequence-specific DNA binding; DNA-binding transcription factor activity, RNA polymerase II-specific. NCBI's taxonomy places the organism in Eukaryota, Metazoa, Chordata, Actinopteri, Characiformes, Acestrorhamphidae. The coding region runs from base 223 to 2190 and encodes 655 amino acids. The record is from RefSeq and is a predicted model, not a curated record. Gene Ontology annotation, biological process: regulation of transcription by RNA polymerase II.
GAUCUAACUCUAAAUUCUCCUUCUGUAUCGGAGCUGGUCCGCUCCGGCUCCCGCAGCUCUGCUCUGCUUCUCCCAGACGCCGAGCCGCUAUCUCCCCGCAUUCAGCCCCGCCACAGCCGCUACAGCAGCUUCGCUCCAUACGAACAUGGCGCCUCAAUUUUUCCCCUCUUUACUAAAAGCGCAGAGAUUAGCUGAAGCACAGCGACAGAACCCGGGCCGAGCAUGAACACAGGAGAUGUCUCAGGUGCUGUGACUCUGGACUCAGUCAAUUCUGUCACUUUCACCCAGGACACUGAUGGCAAUAUCAUCCUGCACUGCGCUCAGGACGAUGAUGGAGGUCUGGGAUCAGAUGAAGAAGCUGAAUCUAUGCCUAAGCGAUUGCGACUGUCCAAAGACGACACUGAUGACUCCCCUGAUACUCCCUCCAGCUACUCUGUGUUCACACUUCCAAUUUCAGAGAGUGAUGAGAGCUUUGAGGUGACAAUGACUGCUACAGAGAUGAAGGAUGAACUGGAGGAGCAGACAAGCGAAGCUCAAACACAGGAGGACGAGAACCUCUCCUCCUCACACAAAAGCAGUGACAUGUCUGCAGUAAGUCAAGCCUGGUUUACUACAAAAGAGGACAAAGACACACUAGUGAACAAAGGUCACAAGUGGAAACAGGGUAUGUGGUCAAAGGAGGAGAUUGAUAUAUUGAUGAAUAACAUUGACAGCUACCUCAAGAACCGGGGCAUCCAGGACCCCACAGAGAUCAUCUUUGAGAUGUCCAAAGAGGAGAGGAAGGAUUUCUACCGCAGCAUUGCAUGGGGUUUAAACCGUCCACUUUUUGCGGUGUAUCGGCGUGUGCUGCGAAUGUAUGACAAUCGCAACCAUGUAGGCAAAUACACUCAAGAAGAGAUUGAAAAACUAAAAGAUCUCAGACAGAAGCAUGGAAAUGACUGGGCCACCAUUGGGGCAGCUCUAGGCAGAAGUGCUUCAUCAGUGAAGGAUCGCUGUAGACUCAUGAAGGACACCUGCAAUACAGGUAAAUGGACAGAAGAGGAGGAGAGGCGGUUGGCGGAGGUGGUGCACGAGCUGACCGGCACUGAGUCAGGCGAUAUGGUGACUCAGGGUGUGUCGUGGGCGUCUGUGGCAGAUAUGGUUGGCACACGCUCAGAAAAGCAAUGCCGCUCUAAAUGGCUCAACUACCUGAACUGGAAACAGAGUGGAGGGACAGAAUGGACCAAAGAGGACGACCUCUUCCUUAUCCGAAGGAUAGCUGAGCUGGAGGUAAAAGAUGAGAAUGAAAUUAACUGGGAUAUUCUUGCUGAGGGGUGGAGCAGUGUCCGCUCACCCCAGUGGCUUCGCAGCAAGUGGUGGACAAUUAAAAGACAAGUGGCAAAUCAUAAAGAACUUCCCUUUGCUGUCUUGUUAAAAGAUCUACAAGAUGUUGCAGAGGCACCAUCGCCUCCAGUGAAUAAGGUUGUGGUGGUGGGUUCUCGCUCUGCUAACGCCUCUCCCAGCCCCGUCACAGCACUGCAGAUCCCCGUACAGAUUCCAGUGCAGAUCACACAUGUCUCUUCUUCAGACAGUGCAAGUGGUACCCCUGAAAGUGGGACAAUCACACUAAACUCUGGAGCUCUGCAAGCCUUUGAACUUCUACCAUCUUUCCACCUGCAGCCUACUGGCACUCCAGGAACCUAUUUCCUGCAGACAGGGUCCAAUCAGAGCCUGCCCCUCACGCUCACAGCCAAUCCCACUGUGACGCUUACGGCUGCCGCAUCACCAGGGUCUCCAGACCAGAUUAUCUUACAUAGCCUCUCUGCGGACAGUCUGACUGAGAACGUUACAGUGCAGAUGUCUCACCCUGGCAUCAUCAUCCAAACUGUGACCUCAGAAGACCUCCCCGACCCUCUCAACCAAUCAGAGUUGACCACAGAGCAGGACUUGGCGAACGAGGAGCCUGCUGAGAGUCCAGACAGUUUGAAGCAGGAGGGAGAGUCUAGUGAGCCAAGCUCAAAAGCCAUUACUGACAAGCCUCAGGAAUCUAAAGAGAAAGAGGAGAAUUCUGGCAUAAGUGACGGUACGGCGCUCAUCGUCCCAUCUCCAAGCAGCUUCAUCCCAACCAGUGACAUCACCACAGACUCUGUCCUUCCUGUUGGAUCACUGACAGAUCCCAUUCUACAGAACCAGGAAGAAGGAUCAGACUAAGGGCUUCCAUGAGCAGGCAGAAAAAUUGUGUGAACAUCAUGAAAGCAGAGCCAUAGAACAGUUACAACUCCAGCCCAGUCCAGUGCUGGAGAACACUGCACAGGGUGGAUGAGAAGCCAGCCAGCCAGCCAGCCAGCCAGCCAUUCAUAAUACAUCUUGCUGGUGUAGACGUAUAGACGUGUAGAUGGCAAGCAUUAAAGCACUAAUGAUGAGGCUUUUUAGCUUUCCUGUAGUCACAUGCCCAGCCAGUUGUUAUAAGCUACAAGAAACAAGUGUGCUAAGCUGUUUCAAUGAAAUAGAUAAACCUCAGUUUCUUACAGUCUUUGGCAACAAAGCAUUCGCUACACCUAAUUCUAAUACUCCUACAGAGUGUUAACUACACAAACUGACUUAUUCUGGUAUUGUUAUGAGCCAAUUCUCACAACACAAGUAAAAUUGUGGUGCACACAUACAAACAGUUUACUUGUAUACAUUUAUUGUAUUAAUCUAUUCAUCAGUAUAGUAUCUGUACAUUUGUCAUGAUGCAGUUAUGAACAUGAAGGUACAUAGAGCAACACAUUUUUUAUAGUCCGUUUAAAAGUAAAUUCUUACACUGUUUUUGAAAUAUAACUAUUUUAAUGUAUUUCUGAAUAUUGUUUUCCCAGUUAUUAUUAUUAUUAUUAUUCCUAUUUUAUGAGAUUUGUCAAGAUGCACUGGUUUCAUGUUAGUGUAUAGCACCAGGAUGUUAGCCAAACUCUAAAUGUGUGGACAUCUGUUAAUUUAUCAAAGCGUUACAUUUUUUCUAUGUGAGUUUCUGCAUUUGUGUUUAUUUAUUGAAUAAACAAAAUGUUAUGCAGUA